Messenger RNA from Nematostella vectensis (starlet sea anemone), 6921 nucleotides. Its product is annotated as protocadherin Fat 4. Gene Ontology annotation, molecular function: calcium ion binding. Gene Ontology annotation, biological process: homophilic cell-cell adhesion. Gene Ontology annotation, cellular component: membrane. The coding region runs from base 201 to 5816 and encodes 1871 amino acids. The transcript is spliced from 21 exons. The record is from RefSeq and is a predicted model, not a curated record. Lineage: Eukaryota; Metazoa; Cnidaria; Anthozoa; Actiniaria; Edwardsiidae.
AGAAAGGGUCCAAAAUCUUGAGACUCCCGCCUAAUGCGGGAGAGUUGACAGAUUGGAGCUCAUGGAGCCAGUGUUCUAGCAUAUGCAGUGUUGGGAGCCAAACACGUAGCCGCAUCAAGAUAGUUUAUGAAUCCUGGGGAGGAACUUGCCCUUAUUCUUUUAGUGAUACCCGCUCAUGUGGGAUCCAUAAUAAUGGCUGUAUGGGUUCAGGAGCCUCUUGUGAUCCAUCCACCGGAGAAUGCAGUUGUACGAUGGCAGGAUUCACAUUGGCUUCAGAUGGCAAGACGUGUGGAGACAUAAACGAGUGUGCUCCUAACAGUGGGCGUGGUCCUUGUGACCAAGCUUGUACCAACACCAUGGGCUCAUUUUACUGUAGCUGUAAUCCUGGCUAUACCAAGAAUGGGUACACUUGCACCCCGAAAGACUGCGGCUCCGCCCAGGUCCCCGAUUGCCCCAGCGAUACCUAUCAGGAUCAGUUUUCUGAAGCUUGCAAAAAGAUAAUGAGUCAUUGCCCUUCUGGGACGUCCUAUACUAGGGCAUGUACCUUGUCUUGUCCCAGUGACUACAGGCUUGCACGCAUAACUGCCCAAGCAGGGAGAAAAUUCGCUGAGAUGUAUUCCAGUGCGGAUUUCCGCAGCGUUGUGAGCAGCAUAACUUGUCAGUUAGACGCUAGUAAUACUUUUGUCGAGUGGAGCAGUAGUCUGAAAAAGCAGUUCUGCCGCCGGGUGAAUGAUCCCCCAACAAGUCUUCACAUAUCUGGGAAUACUCUACUGGAACAUGCUGCUGUAGGUACUGUGAUUGGUACCAUUACCACACGUGACCAGCAGACGGGACAGUCAUUUCUCUACACUGUUGUGUCCCCUUCAUGGCUUUUUACAGUUCAAGGAGACGAUCUUCAGAGCUUGUGGCAAGACCCAAAGCUGCACGGAAUAAUUCCACUGAACAACAGUGAAAUCGAGGUAACGAUUAGAGCCACUGACGAUGGAAGUCCUCAAAUGUGGCUUGAGCAGGCUUUUAAGGUGAAAGUCUUGAAUGUGAAUGACCCUCCUAUGAAUAUUACUUUGACGAAGUUGACUGUCCUUGAGAACGUGCCUAUUGGAACUGAGGUCGGUGUGUUGACUGCAAAUGAUGGUGACGAUCCUUGGGGUACUCCUGCUUCUUCUAACUUUAGCUGGGAACUAAUCAGUACCAGUGACGACCAUUUUAAAAUAAUUGGUUCUAAAGUUGUUGUUGCCAAAUCACUAGAUCACGAGUCUAGAAGUAUUCAUAAAAUUGUGAUCAAGUGUUCCGAUUUUGGGCAUCCGGUUGGGAUUACAACCGCCACGUUUAUGAUAAAUGUGCUUAAUAAAGAUGAGCCGCCGAAACAGAUCACACUCAACCCGACAAGCGUUGCGGAGGAUGCUGGGAUUGGGGCACGGGCCGCAGGACUCACUGCCCUCGACGAGGAAGGAGAUACAAUAGUAUUUAGCAUUGCUCCCUCCGAUAAUUCUACUUUGGAGAAGUUUGAGAUUGGUCCUACCUCGUGCAGAUUAAAUGGCAAGCAGAGCACGUGCGCGGCUGAUCUGAUGGUAAAGGGAAAGCUGGACUACGAGGCUCGGGACCUCUACUCUUUGACUGUCAUGGCGAACAGUUCAACUGGGCCAGUGUUUAAGUCAUUUUUGAUUUCUAUAAUCAAUGUUAACGAGGUGCCGAGUGAUGUUCAGCUAACGGGGAGUCACUCGGUUGAUGAGAACGCCAUAGCCGGAACUAUUAUUGGCUCGUUUAUGGUGACUGACCCAGAUAACAAGGUCACUCAGACCCAGUCUCACUACUGUAGCGCGGCCGCCGCUAGUGCCCAGUCGCCGGGAAGCAGCUUCUUCACGGUCAAGGGCGGCGCUGUGCUGGAAGUAAAGGGAAUGCCUGUGAUCGACUACGAAAAAACGAGGCAACUGACCAUACGAGUCACGUGCACAGAUGAUGGCACCCCCAAGCUGUCAAUCACGAAGGACUUUGUUAUUAUCGUCAAAGACGUCAACGAAGCGCCAACGUCGAUCACGUUAACCAAUAAAUCUAUCCCCGAAAACAGUCCGACUGGUACCUUAGUAGGGACUUUGACGUGCGAGGAUCCAGAAAGCCCCAAUGACACUUGCACCUUUGCAAUAAUGGGCCCAAGUGGGGUCCCGUUUUCAAUAGGGGCUGAUGGGAAAAGCUUCCUCGUGAACGGGUCUCUGGACUAUGAGACGGAAAAGACAAUUGACGUUGUUGUCAAGGCAACAGAUAGAGGAGGAUUGUAUAAAGAAGAGAUACUGACUGUUAGUGUUUCAGAUCAAAACGACCCCCCGACCGGAAUAAACCUACCGGGGACUGGGGGCGAGCUGAGUUUCAAUGAAAACAGCCAAUCAGGCAUUCUCAUUAGCAUUAUCCAAUUAGUGGACCAAGACGGAGAUUUGCCCAGGUGCGCUCUGACGGACGAUGCCGGGGGGCGUGUGCGAGUCCUAGGAACUACCCUAGUUGCAGGUUCGACGAAUUCGGAUUAUGAGGCACUCACCCCACCCUCGCUCCACAUCGUGCUGAACUGUUCUGAUGGUCACGGCCAGCAUGUCAGUCAGGCGUUCGAUAUUGCUGUGAAAGAUGUCAACGAAGCCCCAACUGGCAUAUCGCUUAGCAAUAAAAGAGUACGCGAAAACGAGGCUAAUGCCCUAGUUGGCUCCAUUACUGUCACCGACCCCGACAUCAACCAAUCACAUCGCUGUACUGUCUGUGACGUCAUCAGUGACUCUUCCUGUACCAGCAGUACGGAUUUCGUGAUCGAUGACGCGUUGCGUUUGAUGACGUCACAUGGGCUUGAUUUUGAGUCUGCGCAUGCUCGGAUGAUUAAGAUAAAAUGCACAGAUGAGGUUGGCAGUCGACACACGCCGCUCUCUAUAGAGAAAGCGUUUACUAUAACAGUUGUUGAUGUCAACGAGCCACCUAGUAGUUUCUGCAAGUCUCCGUUUGAGCAGGCAAUCAGCGCGUCUAUUGGGUCAGUGGUUACUCUUCUAAAGGCUGUUGAUCCCGACAACUCUGACUCCCAUGGCAACAAGAAACAGACGCUGACCUAUCAGCUGAUUACUGAGGGCUCAAACGCUCUGCCCUUCUUACUUCAAGACAACAAAAUUUUCAAAUCUGCUGACAUUUUGAGGCCAGCUAACUACACAGUCUCAAUCAAAGUGACCGAUAAUGGCCGCGUGGUCCGUGGUUUAUCCUCAAAUGGUUACAUCUACGAACUUCAGCAGCCCUUGUCAACUGUCUUCAACUGUUCCAUAGUUAUCUCAGAUAUCUCUUUAUCGGCGAACAUAAGUCUUGUGCCCAACUCGGUCUCUGUUCUUUCAAGAGAGGGUACUGUUAUAGGCGAGCUGAGGACGAAGACCGCCAAUCCGGGCGAGACGUUUACUUACACGCUGACAAAUGGAGACAAUCUUCCCUUUGCUAUAAAGGACGACCAGGUGGUGGUACGGAGUUUCCGUGUGAAGGAUGCCCAGUUCAUCUCCGACAAGAAUGUGUACGUGUAUCUCAGCAUCCGGAGUAUUGGGUCUCAGAGCGGCGCAAUGGCCCAGGGACUUUACGUCAAUGUUAUCAAUGACGCACCUGAAAUAAAGAUGUGUCUUGUCAAGAAAAGCAUCGCAGAAAACCAGCCGCAGGGGGGUAUAGUGGGGCAGCUGUUGUUGGAGUAUACGAACCCUCCUUCCCCUCCCAUGUUCAAAUGCUCUAUGACCAGCUGUUGUCACCAGAUCGGACAAGUGAAGUCGGACACAUAUCCUUAUGAGUGCAUGGUCGCUACUUCACAAGACAAUAAUGUGCAGCAGUAUAAUGCCUCAGCUCUGUUCUAUAUCGACUCAAGUCUUGUACUGCGCACGCGUGCGACCCUAAGUUAUGACGUAUUCAGCUCCACUGCGGGGCGGGUCAGAGUUCCUGUCAGUUGCUAUGACGACAGCAAACCGUUGCACUUCAUUGGUGAGACCUACAAUGUGGACGUACUAAAAUGCAACUCUAGUGGUCAGUGUCCGCUCGCCCCAGACUGCGCGCGGUGUGAUCAUGGUGGCACGUGUGUCGAUAAGGUGAACGGUUUCUCGUGUCGUUGUCCCGCGGGAUACACGGGACGAAGAUGUGAGGUGGAUAUCGAUGACUGCGCCUCACAGCCUUGUCAGAACGGAGGUACCUGCAAAGAUGGCGUGACGUCCUUUACUUGCGCCUGCGCAGUAGGGAUUUCAGGCGCGUUGUGUGACAGGACCUCGAGUCUUUGUGGUAAAUGCCCGCGUGAUACCCUUUGCGUGACAUUCAUCAAGGCAGCUAUGAGAUGUGUAACGGACGAGUUCCAGAUAAGAAUUCUAGUUGACGGGAUUGAUCUAACGACAGAACAAUUACGAUCAAUCGAGCAAGAACUCGCUGAAAUAAUCGACACUGCCAUCUCACAAUCAACGAAAUCUCGCAAGCGACGCUCGUCCUCGGAAUACUACGUGGAGAUCCUUAAAUCCACCGCCAUCAAGGACGAGUCCAAAACCCUCCUCACAACAGUCUUCAUGGACUCUUUAUACCAGCCUAUGACGUCAUCAUACGCAUGCGCGCUAUUGGCCAAGUCCAGAAUGCCUUGCGUCGGGCAAAAGGAUUGUAAGACCCUGGCUGCAAUUAAUGAAGAGUGUCCAGUCUCCCCCGUGUCCGGUGCGCGUAAAGGCGCCAACUCGUCCGGUCUGAGCGAUGGAGGGACGGCUGGAGUGUCCGUUGUCAUCAUCAUCGUCAUCAUCGCCCUCCUCGUCUUCGCUGUGUUCUACUACAGACGAAAAUACAAAAACGCCAAGUACGAGACUGUCCGCGUCAUGUAUACCUCCUCGACAAACAAUUGUGCAAGCAGCCAUGACGAGAGACCAGUAAUAUACAAUGCGCAUGAUGAGCACAUGGAUUUCCAGAACCCAGUCUAUGAGCAGCAUGAAGUUGAUCCAGAAGCUGUGGAAACCCUCGCACGUGAGAGACUGGGAAAAGAGGAGUUUGUGGCGAAUAACCUGGACCCGACAAACGUCCAGAGACAUAAUGAUAUAAGGGUAUGUGACAACGCCCUUUACCUCCCCCCAGGGGAGGAACCAGCCCCCUCCUCCUUCGUCACAGUACGCAAUCCCUGCUACGGGAGCAGCGCGGGCGCAGUCCCUAAAUCCCGCAAAGUCAGUAACGUGCUGAACGAAAGACCUAAAGGCACCAGCGACCUCAAGACAGGCAAGAAAUUUCCACAGGAUGCCCAAGAGAAUAGAGACGAUUACGAGACGAUAGAUGACAUCAAGAAAAGCAUUAGUCCUCGCGGGGACGAGGAGGACUGGGACGAAGUGGAGAGACAGAAACGGGUGUGUUUGCCAGAGGGUGCUGUUGGUGGAGACGAAAAACUUGAUGGAAAGAAGAGGAGGGAUUAUGAGAAGACGAGGUCGCCCGAUGCGCGAGACGCUCCCCGUUACGAAGAGUCGCCAUUGUCGUUAAAGCGUCCAACGAAAGGCACCAGCGGCGUCGACAAAACCCAAAGCCCACUCGCACUGGUUAAUCCCACUUACGAAAUGGCAGAUUGUUCCGUGAGAAAGAAAGAUCCGAUUUACGACAACAUCGUGAUGAAAGACUCAACCGGAAAUGACGAUGCGGAUGAUGUAUUCGACAUACCGGAAGUGACCACACCACAAGACGAACCGCUGUACGCUGUCAUUCCCGCGACGGGCUCAGGAAAGGGUGUGCGCAGGCGCGGUUUCUUCAGGAGCACAUCGUCAGAGAAGUCAGAAGGGGAGGGUGGGGAGGGUGGGGAGGGUAAUAAUGACUCAACUGCGUGAACAGAGCAUGCGCAGCACGACGCCUAAACAAGCUCAGUGGCUGGGUAAUGCAUUUUAGCUUUGAUGUAUUUUUCCUAUUCCUGUCUAUAUUUAUCGCAUAUUUUAAAUUAACAUAUUUUAAAUUAACAAUAACAUUUAUUCUUAAUUUAUAAACGGUCGCUGUGGUUAAGUUAAGAACAGACGGGUUUCGUUUGCUUUAAUUAGAAUUAAAAUUGGAACUCAUUUAUUCAGUUAGACACAAACACUUGCUUUUAAGCCCAGUUUCCGAGCAUGGGCUGGGUACCCACAAACCCAUUCACCCACGGCGUGCCACAGCAAACCCGUGAACGCCAGGAUUGGCUGCUUGUUUUUAUUUUCCUUUAAGGAAUCAAAAUAACUUAUAGCAACAAAUAGCCUCCGUCACAGGCAACUCUGUGUUAUUUUAAUUGUGUAAUUAAAAGAUUUGAUUUAAAGAAUGUCAGAGGUCUUGGGCUUCCUGUGCUUUUGCUCAAACCGGAAACCGAAGACGGUGCUUUCACAUUUCUUUGGUUGUCUACGCGGGGGGCCAUAACCACAAUUAAGAUUGAGCACAUUUAAAUCAAUAGGAACAGAUAAUAGGAGUUAAAUGAGUUGUUGUCAUUUGUACAAUUCUCCAAACAUAUACAAAUUGUAUUCACAGUUUCGAUUAUGUAAACAAUAGACUCGGGCGUUGUAGUCAUGUAACUCCGCAAACGACACGUACUACGGGCUCAGUUGCGGGUAUUGCAUCGAGUGCUCACCCUGUUACACAAACCUAAGUUCGUGAGAUAAUAAGUAAAACAAUUUGAAACACACUAAAUGAAUAAAGAAAUAAUUGGCUGAGAUGCUAGCGCUUCCGACAAAUGCAAAGUGAUACCGACCUAGAGACUAUAGAUGAUAGAAAAAAUAGACAAUUUAAAUCUCCAUUAAAACAGUAGAUUAUUUUUUUUUUAGAAAUUCUACAGUAUUAGUGUAUAAAGGAAAAAUUACCGUACUGCUCGGAGAAUGAGAAUGGUUGGUCGGUUUUGCGUGGUUCGGGAACACUAUUGCACCUAUAUUUGUAAAUAAUAAUAAUGAUUUUAAAAUAAAAUAACUUGUUUCAAACAUA